AUUAAAUUUAGAAGAAUAAAAUGAGGAUUGCCUUAGCACUUCUUGCCGUUCUCUGCAUUGUAGGCACUGUUGUGGCCUAUACUAAACUCCAAUAUAAUAACGGAGAUGAGAUCCUUAGAAGAUUACAGUUGUAUGACGGUAAAACAUAUGUAUUGUUCUUCUAUGAUGCCCCAGGAGCUAACAGAGACUUGAGAACAACAAAUGAUUACUACAAAGAUAGACUAAGAUCUGAAAUUCUUGAGCCAAACCCAGAUGAGCCAACAGAAUAUAUCUAUGCCGAAAUUGAUGCUACUGAUUAUUAUGGAAAUGGAUACCUCGUUGAUAGACUCAACGUCACUAGAGACUCUUUGAAAGAAAAGCCAAAUAUCGUCGUUAUGAAGGAUGGAAAAGGAAAUGUGAUUUAUGGUCCAACUGCUAUGAACUCAGUUCAAACUUCUCUCGAAAAACUUAGCCAACCUCCAGAGUAAUCAAAAGAAGGUACCCUAAAAAUUUUAGCAAUAUUUC
Molecule: messenger RNA, 504 nt
Organism: Moneuplotes crassus
Lineage: Eukaryota; Ciliophora; Spirotrichea; Euplotida; Euplotidae
Source: the annotation of a GenBank genome assembly